AUGCAUUCGUAGCAAUUGGACCAGGAAAUUAUGGUUGGAAAGAAGAUGGAACUUAUUAUGUAGACAAUUUUACACCUAGUCCUUUAAAACUAUAUGGUCUACAGUAAUUCCUGGUUUUCAAAUGUAUUUUAACAAAAAAAUAAUACAUAUCAAUCAGUUAGAGAAGAUCAUUAUUAUGCAGGAAGAUAUUAGUAUCCAUAACCUUUGGCCUUCUAUUUUUAUUUUGAUGACAUUUCAAUAACAACAAUUAGAACAACUUACUCCUUAGCUGAUGUUUUUGUAAACACAGGAGGUUUGCUGGGAAUAAUAGAAGUUACUAUCGUUUUGCUGAUUAACAGCAAAUAUGGAAAAAGUAAAAAUUUGAAAGAAAUUAUUAAGAUCAAUAAAACUCCUAAUUCAGAAGUUAAAUAGAGAACAUAGAAGAAUGAAGAUCCAAUCUGUAAAGGCAUUCUGAAUGAUAUUAAGAAUAGAAUAAACUUUUAAAAUAUCUAAAAUUCAAACUUCCUAUACAAAAUCGUACUUAAAAAAUACCAAAGAUAAAUGACUCCUUAUUUCAAAGCAAAUUUGAUUGAACUUGAGAGAAUAGAAGAUAAGAUCUAAAAGAAAAAAGAUACUUUUAAGUUAACAUAAAAUGAAAACCAUUUAUGGGGUUAGCUCUCAAAUUAUAAAAAACAAUAGCAUAAGCUGUUUGUUAAAUAGAUUGUAUAUAAUGCUAAGGAAGUAGAAGUUGAUAAAAGAAUACUGAAAAAUUUAAUAAGUUCUAAAAAGGCAAAUAAAAAUACUGAUGAUACUGUAAAUUUAAUCCAGCAAAAUAUGGCUAGGAACUUUGGCUAGCUAUUUUAUAGACCAGCCUAAUAAACUAGUAUUGCAGAUAACGCUGAUGUAGAUAAUUAAUUAGAUAUUUCAUAAAAUGAUUAAUUUAAGAGCAGAUUUAAGUAAAGAUUUAGCAAGUUUAUUAUAAAUGAUACAAAAGCUGCUAAGCGGAGUAAUAAUCUUUGA
Molecule: messenger RNA, 999 nt
Organism: Stylonychia lemnae
Lineage: Eukaryota; Ciliophora; Spirotrichea; Sporadotrichida; Oxytrichidae
Source: the annotation of a GenBank genome assembly